AUGGAUGGACUCUUCACCGAUCCCAACUGCAGCAGCCUGGUGCCGUGGUCCUCCUGGCUGGCGCAGCUGGGUGGCUUGGAUCUGGGCGCCUAUGGGGCAGAGCCCACAGCAGAGGGGCUCAAGGCACAGCAGGCUGAGGAGGCUGCAGUGCAGUUGGGGCUUGGACCCGAUGGCAGCUGCUUCUUGGGAAGCUCCACGCUGCUUUUGGCACAGGUUGUGGGUGCGUGGCGCCGUGGACGCUUCGUUGCGGCCCUCCAAACCUUCGCUGUGCUGCAUGACCACUUUCUGACGGCAGCUCAUCCUGGGUUCUUCCAGCACAGUGCAUGGCCGCUGAGUGACCAGGAUGUGCGCUUUUGGAAGGACCGUCUUCUCUACCAGAUCCGCCGCUUUCGGGAGAUCGUUGGCCGGCGCUUGGAUCAAGGAAUGAAGGCAUUGGAUGAGGUGCCGGACAUGGUGGAGAGGGAGAACCUUGGUGGCUUUGCCUCCCAUGCACUCCAGCAGAUGCAGCAGCGCAGGACAGGGCGUAAAGGCAAUCUCACUCUUCGAGUUCCUUGGGAGCUUGCUCCUGCAGCUGCAUUGAUCCCCAGUUUGCCUCAAGUGGUGCAACCUGUUCGCGUCUAUGUCUAUGGGGAGUCUGAAGUCGAGGCCAUUGGGAAGCUCACACGGUCGCCGGCCUUCUGCCACUAUCGGCAGUGGGGAAUGGACGUGGGCUUCCAUGACUUCUUCCGGACCUCGCCCAUCCGCACCUUCGAGCCAGAAGAAGCGGACUACUUCUUUGUCCCAAGCUACGCGUGCUGCCAUCAGGUGGCAGGCAUGGCGGAUUUUGACGACUUGGACGCGGAUCAUGAGGCAGUGGUGUCUCAGCUUGCGUAUUUCCAGCAGAGUGGUGGCAGAGAUCAUAUCUUUUCCUUCCACUACAUCGACCUCUUCCCUUCCUGGCGAAAACAGAUCCCGAAGAGCGUCAUUUUGACUCCUGAGACGGAAGUGGGCUUUGAGCGGUCCCUUGGGGACUUUGGCUUGGAUCAAACCCGCUUCCCGCCCUUCAAUGCUUUGAAAGACAUCGUGGUACCACCGUAUAUUAACCUGCGAGACAUUCUGGGCUUUCACCGCCACAGCAAGGCCAUGCGCUCGCGGUCCUUCGUGGCGUCCUUUGCCGGGAAGCUCUGGGACUCGGAGUCGGUGGCCGAGGCGGCAAAGGUGCGGAGCCAGGUGGCUGCGCUGGGGGAGGCCCCAGGGUUUCGAAUACAUGGUUAUGCCAGCAUCAAAGACAUGCUGAAUUCAGAUGGCAUGCAGAGGUUAAUGGGUGACAGCAUUUUCUGCCUUGUGCCUCGUGGCCGCGCUGCGUGGUCGGUGCGCUUCUUUGAAGCCCUUUGGGCUGGCUGUGUGCCAGUACUGCUGUCGGAUCAUUAUCAGCCGUCCUUCGACCAGCUGUUUGAUGCGACACAGUUCGUCAUCAAGUGGCCAGUGUCACGCAUCGAUGAGUCUUUGGUUUCCUUCUUGACCAGUCUGCCUUUGGAUGUGGCCGAACGAUACGCCGCCAACGCGCGCAACGUGCGAUGUUGGUACCUUUAUCCACCACCAGAGGUGUCGUGGAUUGGCGACUGGCAGACGCGGCAUGAGCUGGAGGAGGUGGAGAAGCAUGUCUGUCCCAACCUCUCCUCCUCGCGGAAUGCCUUCCAGGCGGUCGUGGAGAUCUUGGCUCGUCGCAAAGUGGCCAGCAGGGUCAGGCCUGAAGCCUUCUACAUCCCGAACCCUGAUCAGAACUUCGAAGCCUGUCAGCAAAGUUGUGCAACUGCUUCAGAGCAUGAAGGCUAUGGGGUGCAGCUGGAGACUGAAGCAGCCGAGGAGGCAGAGCUGAUGGAGAAGCACACCUGUUGGUGCAAGGAGAAUGGGGAAGCCAAGGAGAAGGCGAUUCUCGAGGCGCAGGCCCACAUCGAGGAAUGGGAGGGCCGCAUCACCGAGCUCGAAGCGAUUAGUUCACGCCUGGAAACGGAAAUUUCGACCCUGCAAGAAGAGGUCGACAAGAACCAGGCUUCCUUUGAUGAAUCGGUUGGGCUUCGCAAGAAAGAAGUGAUCAAGUUCCAGGAAGAAGAGACAGAGCUUUUGAGUAGCCUGGGCGCAGUGUUCACCUGA
Durusdinium trenchii is the source of this 2133-nucleotide messenger RNA. NCBI's taxonomy places the organism in Eukaryota, Dinophyceae, Suessiales, Symbiodiniaceae. The record is from the annotation of a GenBank genome assembly.